Messenger RNA from Dioscorea cayenensis subsp. rotundata (Guinea yam), 903 nucleotides. RefSeq names its product protein UXT homolog. Gene Ontology annotation, molecular function: transcription coregulator activity. Bases 60 to 500 code for a protein of 146 amino acids. The record is from RefSeq and is a predicted model, not a curated record. Gene Ontology annotation, cellular component: chromatin; mediator complex. NCBI's taxonomy places the organism in Eukaryota, Viridiplantae, Streptophyta, Magnoliopsida, Dioscoreales, Dioscoreaceae. The transcript has 6 exons. Gene Ontology annotation, biological process: positive regulation of transcription by RNA polymerase II.
UAUACCACUCCCCCCAAAGUCCAAACCCUCCAAACCCUAGAGAGAGGGAGAAGGCGGCAAUGGCGGAGAGCUCGGAGCUCCGGCGGCAAAAGGUUCAGAAAUUCGAGGACUUCGUCGAAGGAAGGCUGAAGCCCGACCUCGUCAACGCCAUUGCUCAACGGGACAAGGUGUUCGAACAGCAGAAGAUUUUCUCGGAUUUGAAGAGGAACAUUCAGGUUUUGGAGAAGUCUGGAGCGACGUCGCUCCGGACAAGAGUCAAUCUUGGCUCUGAAGUUUAUGUGCAGGCGGAUGUGCCUGAUACAAGACGUGUAUUUGUUGAUAUUGGUUUGGGCUUUCAUGUAGAAUUUACUUGGUCAGAAGCACUGGAUUUCAUAUCAGUCAGGGAAGCCAGAUUGACAAGACAAGUAGAGGAGUACACGCAUCUAAUUGCAAACAUCAAAGCCCAAAUAAAGUUGGUAUUGGAAGGCAUCCGAGAGUUGCUACAACUGCCAACAGAGUAAUGUUUGUAAAUAUCUAUUCAUGCAAAUGGAGGAUGAGUGAAGUCUCCACUUUUGCAGUAUGCUAUGAAUCAUGGUUGGUGUGCUUUUACACAGAAGUCAUUACCUCAGCGUUUGACAUGCCAUUUGUAUAUUGAGAUGCGCGUUUGUGUACCUUAAUAUCUUUGUCCUGGUUGGUUUAAAAGUUUUAAGCAAUCAAUUUCUUAGAAUUGAAAUUUGAAGCUCAAGAAGCUGUGAAGUUGUCUGUUUGCCUAACUUUGUCAGGAAGGCAUAUGAAUGUCCUUUCAUUAUGUUGUCAGAUUUAUGUUUUGACACAACUGUCAGAACAACAGGAUUUAUUGUACUUUUUUGGAUUCUCUUAUUUUUUUAUUACUAUAAUUAUUAUUUCUGAUAUGGGUUGUUUCAA